Molecule: messenger RNA, 757 nt
Organism: Racocetra persica
Lineage: Eukaryota; Fungi; Glomeromycota; Glomeromycetes; Diversisporales; Gigasporaceae
Source: the annotation of a GenBank genome assembly
AUGCAAAUAUACCGUACAGCAUCUAGUAAUGAUGUAUCUCGUAAUGCUGUAUCUAAUAAUGAUGUAUCUCGUAAUACUGUAUCUAAUAAUGAUGUAUCUAGUAAUGCUGUAUCUAGUAACGCUGUAUCUAGUAAUGCUGUAUCUAGUAGUGCUGUAUCUAGUAAUUUUAAUAUGAGUAACAUUGACAAAUAUGAUUAUAUUUUUAAAGUUGUCUUAACUGGUGACUGUUAUGUCGGUAAAUCUAGUCUUCUUUCACGUUUCACUCGUAAUGAGUUCAAUUUGAGGACUAUUGGUACUACCGGUGUUGACUUUAAUAGCAGGUAUAUUCAAGUAGAUAACAACAUUAUCAAAGCACAGAUUUGGGAUACUGCUAGCCAAGAGCGUUAUAGUUCUAUUAGAAGAGCAUAUUAUCGUGGAGCCAAUGGCGCAUUACUUGUUUAUGAUAUUGCCAAAUAUGUAACAUACGAAAAUGUCAAAUGCUGGUUGAAAGAAUCAAGAGAAUCUGCUGACAGUAAUAUUGACAUUAUGCUUAUUGGAAAUAAGAGUGAUUUAAUACAUUUGCGAGAAGUUUCUACUGAAGAAGCCAAGCAAUUUGCCGAGGAAAACAAUCUUUAUUUCAUCGAAACUUCUGCUAUGGAUGCUAGUAACGUAGAAUUUGCUUUCCAAAACAUUCUAACCGAAAUUUACCGUAGGGUAUCUAAUGUAUCUCGUAAUGCUGUAUCUAGUAGUGCUGUAUCUAGUAAUACUGUUAUAUCUA